Messenger RNA from Notothenia coriiceps (black rockcod), 2418 nucleotides. Its product is annotated as putative all-trans-retinol 13,14-reductase. Gene Ontology annotation, molecular function: oxidoreductase activity. The coding region runs from base 1 to 1842 and encodes 613 amino acids. Lineage: Eukaryota; Metazoa; Chordata; Actinopteri; Perciformes; Nototheniidae. The record is from RefSeq and is a predicted model, not a curated record. The transcript has 11 exons.
AUGUGGCUCUUGAUCUUCUUAGCGUGGUUGGUUAUAUGGGCCGGUGGCACGUACUGGUACCUGUUUGGGAAAAAGAGCCCUUUCUCCCUGGAGUCAGUGAGACCCCCUGGACCUCGAGAGUUUGAUCAGAAGAAGCGGGACAAAGUCAUCAAGCAAGGUUUCAGCCUUGACAAAGUGCCCCAGAACCUGGAUGUGAUUGUCAUUGGAAGCGGUAUCGGUGGUCUGACAGCUGCAGCGACACUGGCCAAAGCAGGGAGGAGAGUCCUGCUGCUGGAACAACACGACCAGGCUGGAGGCUGCUGCCACACCUACGUAGAGAAAGGCUUCGAGUUUGAUGUUGGGCUUCACUACAUUGGUCAGGUCCACGAGAACAGCCUGUUGCGCAUCGCCUUCGAUCAAAUCUCUGAGGGACAGUUGGAGUUCCAAAAGCUAAAUCAACACUUUGACACGAUCAUGAUAGGCCAAGGACAGGAAAAACGGGAGUACACUAUCUUCUCGGGUAAAACGGAGAUGAAAGCCCAUCUAAUGAAGCAAUUCCCCGAUGACACAGAGGCCAUCGAAACAUUCUUCAAUAUCAUGAAGGUCUCUGCUAAGAAGACUCACUACCUGGCAACUCUAAAGCUGAUCCCGCAGUGGGUGUCUUUAUUCAUACUGAAGUCAGGCAUUGGAAACCUCCUCACCGAGGUCUUCCGCCUCUCUGGGACAUGUGCAACAGACCUGGUGAACACCCUGACCAGCAACAAGGAUCUGCACGUCAUCUUUUCUUAUCUUUUCUAUGGCGUGCCUCCAAAGGACUCCAGUAUUCUCAUCAAUGCCCUCCUGAUUCAUCACUACAAAAGAGGUGCCUACUACCCUAAAGGUGGUGCCAGUGAGAUCGCCUUCCACAUCAUCCGCACCAUCCAGAAAUAUGGAGGAAACUGCCUGGUCAGAGCUCCUGUCACUGGGAUCCUGGUUAAUGACAAGGGAGCAGCUUAUGGUGUGAAAGUGAGGAAAGGUCAGGCGGAAGUGGAGAUUCACGCACCUGUGGUUGUUUCAAAUUGUGGCGUCUUCAACACCUUCCAGAGACUUCUUCCCCCUGCGAUUCAAGAAAAGAAAGGUAUUCAGGAAAGGCUGAACAUGAUGAAACAUGGCAGAGGAUCGUUCCUGGUUUUCUCCGGGUUUGAUGGGACUCAAGAGGAGUUGGGCCUCGAGUCCACCAACUUCUGGCUGUUUAAAAACAAUGACAUGGACACAUCGAUGGAUGCCUUCUUUGCAUUAAACAAAGAGGAAGCACCAGAUAAUAUCCCCAUGAUGUUCAUCACAAUGCCAUCUGCCAAAGACCCCGAAUCCAAAAUAAGACACCCAGGAAAAUCUUGCAUGACAAUACUGACAAUGGUCAAGUACGAAUGGUUUGAGGAAUGGAAGGACACUUCUGUACGCAAAAGGGGCGACGAAUACUACAACUACAAAAUGAGAUUUGCUAAAAACCUCUUUGACCGGGCCUGUACUUUGUUCCCUAAAAUCAGAGACAAGUUGGUUUUCCAGGACGUGGCGACCCCACUGUCAAACAACCACUAUCUGGGUGCCCAGCGUGGAGCCAUGUACUCUGCUGAGCACAACCUCGAUCGUUUCCAAGCAGAGACUGUGGCGAGGAACAGGUGCAACACCCCCGUCAAAAACCUCUACAUCUCAGGCCAAGACGUGUUCAGCUGUGGGAUAGCAGGCGCUCUGCAUGGUGGACUCCUCUGCGCCUCUGCGGUGUUGGACCACAUCGUCUACAUUGACUUGCUCUUCCUCAAGAAGAAGCUGAAGAGGAGGAAAGCCAGGGAGUUGGCCGAGCUGUCUAAGAAGAAACUGCAGUGAGAGCGCUCUCUACUUCCCCUGCAGGACACUAGUUAAACUGCACAAACCAGGUGCAAAAGGACCCUUGAUUUUUGCAAGAAGCUUGAACACAGCAAAACAAAGUCUGGGAUCUAUUGUAUAUACUGAUACUAUAAUGCAUAUGUCAGGAGCUGGGGAAGGAUUUUGUUGCAAGGUUUGCUGGAAAAGGUAACCACAUAGUGUUUGAAAUGUUUAGAACGCACAUUAUCGUAAUACUGUGCUGGAACUUUGAUCAUUUUAUGGGAUAUGGUAUGUUUAUCAUUUACAUAUAUUAUUUUGUCUAAUUUAAUAUAUGUCAAAUAAUGUUCCUAUUUUUCUUUACAUUUGUAUUUAGGCAUCUUUAUCCUUUAAAUGUGGAAUUAUUAGAAUUAUUUAUGAUACCAGCUUUUUUUGCUUUUUUCUAAUGUGAGUUUUGUGGAUUUUGUACAUUUUGUUGACCGAGUAUCUAUAUCUUUGUAUAUUUUUGUCACAGCUUGGUUUGUUUUUGCAUUACGCAAAAUGCUUAUUUGUAUUUCUGUUCAUAUAACAUAACAUAAAAAAUAAAAACAUUCACACUGC